Molecule: messenger RNA, 969 nt
Organism: Armigeres subalbatus
Lineage: Eukaryota; Metazoa; Arthropoda; Insecta; Diptera; Culicidae
Exons: 2
Coding region: 1-969 (322 amino acids)
Source: RefSeq, a predicted model, not a curated record
AUGCCAAACGUUCCAUUAGCCGACCCACACUUCAACAUUUCGAGCAUGAUCGAUAUCGUAAUUGGCGGAGAGUGCUACCACGAAAUCCACACCGGUAGUCGCUUAUCCAUCGGUGACGGUCUUCCGCUGCUAGUCGACACACGUUUCGGAUGGACAGUUUCAGGCAAAACAACCACCAAUCCCACAGUAGCACUGCCAGUGUGUUAUCUCUCGACCGUCGACCGUUCUCUGGAGUCAUCGCUUCAACGUUUCUGGGAACUUGAAGCAGUCGAUCAAAACCCGAUAUAUUCAGAAGAAGAGAAGCAAUGCGAGGAGUUUUACGCAACCACCACCACUCGAACUCAUGACGGAAGGUACGUUGUUCGCCUUCCCCGGUCCGACAAUCCGCAAGUCACCCUUGGCCAAUCUCGACAAAUCGCCACCCGUCGCUUCUACAGCCUUGAGCGACGCCUUGAACGAAAUACCGCCUUAAAGAGCUCCUACCAGAAUUUUAUCGAGGAAUAUCUCCAUCUGGGACACAUGCGCAAGCUAGAUUCUGUUGACAACGAUUAUCCACAUUGUUACCUUCCACACCAUCCGGUAGUCCAAGAGAGUAGCACCACCACGAAGCAUCGAGUGGUAUUCGACGCCUCCUGUAAGACCUCCUCCUCCGCUUUCGCUUCCACGCUAUUGCCAUUGUCGCUGACGUCGAGAAAAUGUAUCGUCAAAUACUACAUUCUCCUGUUGAUCAACGCUUCCUACGUAUACUAUUCCCCCGACAGUUGUCGGGCCCUCUCGAUACCUACGAACUUCUUACAGUUACCAAGAGACGAAGGAGAAAACUCCCCGAAAGCCGUAGAAGCCGUCGUCGAAGAUUUUUAUGUGGACGAUCUACUUACCGGAGAAGACAAUCUGGCCUCUGCUGUAGAAAAGCGUCGUCAGAUAUCCACCAUGCUCGAGUCGGCCGGUUUCUCGCUGAAGAAGCAUUAG